AUGGUACAAGAUGCAGGCGUAUUGCGCUACACCUACCGCAUCGUGAGCGAGAAUGCUAAGAAGAUUUGCAAGUACACGCCUUGCGUUAUCUUCUACCUAAAUAACUUCUUGGGCCAGCAGCCCGUACCUAUGCUUAAUGCCACAUUUAAGCUGCUGAAGGAUCUUAAGACUAUACUAGACCGAUUACGAGCGCACGUAGUCCGAAAGCACCUGUCUUUCGUCGUGAAUGAGGACGCUGACGUGCCUCUGCUUCUCCGCGGCGACCUCCCGAGAUUUCAAGAUGUGGUAACAAACCUAAUCUCGAACGCGAUUCAGUAUACAGCCGAAGGAAGCAUCGCCAUACACAUUGGGGCAUAG
Molecule: messenger RNA, 357 nt
Organism: Bipolaris victoriae FI3
Lineage: Eukaryota; Fungi; Ascomycota; Dothideomycetes; Pleosporales; Pleosporaceae
Exons: 2
Coding region: 1-357 (118 amino acids)
Source: RefSeq, a predicted model, not a curated record